GCCUGGUCAUUCCUCAGGAUGGGUUUCUCGGGGAGGAAGACCCUGUCUUUCUUCCUUAUUUUUGUGCUUGUUUAUCUAUAUGGGGCUUCAUCGCAGGAAGCUGGCCCAGCAGGGCCAAGGAAACCAUUUUUUGAGAGGCUGCGUAGACUAGAAGAACAGUUUCGGAGAUUCCAAGAGGCAACCUUGACACACCUGCAGGGCGUCGCCAGCAACCACAACGUUUCCUGGAAUGUUGACGUCCGGUUCCGGAGCCUCGCAGAAGAGAGCCAGGCCGUGGCCUUGGCGCUCAACCGGUCGCAGGCCGCCGUGCAGGGGGACCUGGCCCACCUCAGGGCCUGGAUGAGGAAGAUUGAGCGCAGGAGCCGGAAGGCGGACUCCAGGCUGCAGGCCCUGGACCUCGCCCUGAGCAAGAAGAGUGAGCUGCGGGCCCGGGAGAGGAAGGGGCAGAAGGACGUGGCCUCCAGACUGGCCCGCGACGUGCAGGCCCUGCGGGACGUGCUGGCUCGCCUCUCCCACCUUGUCCACAGCCAGGGGGCCAGGCUGGCUGCUCUGGAGGGGCGGCUGCUCGUGGCCAACCUUGGCACCGCAGCCCCAAGCCCGGCUCAGCCCGAGCGGCUCGGCCCGAGCUCCCUGAAGCUGCAGCGGGGCAGGCAGGCGCUCAGAGCCACGCCUGAGCCCAGCAGCGCCCCUCAGGACUCUGCUGCACAGCCCCAGGGGACACGGGGGCCCCCAGCCUCAGGCGGCCAUCAGGCAUCUGAUGGGGCUACCGCAGCCCUGAGGGACCCUCCUCGGCCGGCGUGGACCCCCCAGAGACCAGGAGAGAGGUGCAGCGGAGGCCCUGUGCUCGUUUUCCCGAACGCCUCCACCGAGAACGUCGUCUCCCUCAGCCCUGGCUUCCUCACGGCCCUGCGAGCCCUGUCCUUCUGCAGCUGGGUCCGAACAGCCUCUGGCCACCUGGGCACCCUCCUGUCCUACGCCACGGAAGACAAUGACAACAAGCUGGUGCUGCACGGCCGAGACUCCCUCAAGCCUGGCUCCAUCCACUUUGUGAUUGGAGACCCCGCCUUCAGGGAGCUGCCCCUGCAGCUGCUGCUGGACGGCCAGUGGCACCACGUCUGUGUUCUCUGGACUUCCACCCAGGGCAGGUACUGGCUCCACGUGGACCGCAGGCUAGUGGCCACUGGCUCCCACUUCAGGGAGGGCUAUGAGAUCCCCCCUGGAGGGUCCCUUGUGCUGGGCCAGGAGCAGGACAGGGUGGCGGGUGGGUUUGACAGCUCCGAGGCCUUCGUGGGGAGCAUGUCAGGCUUGGCCAUCUGGGACCGGGUGCUGGUCCCUGGGGAAGUCACAAGCCUUGCCACUGGGAGAGAGCUCCCGACAGGCGCCAUCCUGACACUGGCCAAUGCCACACGGGUAGGCGGAUUCGUGCAGAGGGCCGAUUGCACCUGCCUGGAGCUCUGUCCAUGAGGCCGCGCCAGCAGGGGCCGUGGCCAGGGAGAGGGUGGUGCCCCCACCUGCACUUGGCCUCCCCAGGACCAGCACAUUCCACAAAAGCCCCCGCCACCUGCCG
Propithecus coquereli (Coquerel's sifaka) is the source of this 1567-nucleotide messenger RNA. RefSeq names its product pentraxin 4, long (gene PTX4). Bases 19 to 1464 code for a protein of 481 amino acids. The record is from RefSeq and is a predicted model, not a curated record. The transcript has 3 exons. Lineage: Eukaryota; Metazoa; Chordata; Mammalia; Primates; Indriidae.